AUGGCAGACACGGCGGCAUCAUCGCCACAGGCCUCGCUGCCCGACUCGCCGUCCCGCUCCCCGUCGCCCUACCUUGCUACCGACCAGCCCGCGUCGGCGGCAGCCCCAUCGCGCCCAGUCUCGCUCCCUGCACCAGCCGCGCCGCACAGGUCCAUCUCCGACCGCAGCAUGACCGACGACGCAGACGCAGACGCAGCCUCGUCCACCCUCAGCUCGUCCCACCAGUCCGACCACCAACCGCCGCCACCCGCCUCCCCCUCCAACACGUCCCAAUCCGACGAUGGACAGGACUUUGCAGACCUUGCUUCGUCAUCCUUCAACCUCGACGACAAGGACCUCGGCACACGCCAGUCGAUCCUGCUCAACGCCACGUCCGGGGCCAGGCUCUCGAGGCGCGGCACCCUCAUACCGGCCUCGACCUCGUCACCACCACCGUCGGAUACGUCCAGCCUGAUGGGCGUCGACGCCGCCUCGGCCACCAGCCUGCCGCACGAGAUCCUGGUCCACAUCUUCCGCUAUGUCGCAGCCUUCCCUCCGGACCUGCUCGCCUGCCUCCAGGUCUGCAAGGCAUGGUGCAUAUGCGGCGUCGAGCUCCUCUGGCACCGGCCCAGCUUCUACAAGAUCUCCUCCCUCUUCAAGCUGAUCGCCGUCAUCCGCAAGCCCGACCAGCUCUUCCCCUAUGCCGACUUUGUCCGCCGCCUCAACUUUACCAUCCUGGCCUCGCAGCUCGAGGACAAGCUCUUUGUCCGCAUGAGCGCCUGCAGCAGGCUCGAGCGGCUGACGCUGGCAGGGUGCUGCCACAUCCAGGACGACACGCUCAUCACCGUCUUUCAAAACACAAAGCAGCUCGUCGCCCUCGACCUGACCGACGUCGCCAACCUCACCGACAGCACGCUGCAGACCCUGGCACGCAACUGCCCACGCCUCCAGGGCAUCAACCUGACCGGGUGCAAGAAGAUCACCUCUGACGGCGUCGUGGCGCUCGCAAAGAGCUGCAAGCUGCUCCGCAGGGUCAAGCUUUGCGGCUGCGAAAACAUUGGCGACGAGGCCCUCAUCGCGCUGGCCGACCACUGCCCCGUGCUGCUCGAGGUCGACAUGAUCAACUGCCCCAACAUCACCGACCGCUCCGUCCGCGAGAUCUGGAAAAAGAGCUUCCACAUGCGCGAGCUCCGCCUUGCCCACUGCGGCGACCUCACCGACGACGCCUUUCCCAGCGCGCGCGGCGGCAAGGGCGUGCCUAUGCUCGGCACGAACCAGAACCUCGCCCUGCGAGCCAGCAUCGCCUCGGCCGGAUACCACGCCAGCGAAUCGGCCCCGGCCAGCCGCGGCUCUUCGCCGGCCCGCUUCGCCGGCGACGGCGAUGCCGACAACGACCCCGCGCGCUUCGCCGCCGCAUCCUCGGCCAGCCUGUCGUCGCCCAUCCCCUCGCAGCGCCUCUUUGACCACCUCCGCAUCCUCGAUCUGACCAGCUGCAACUCGAUCACCGACGACACCGUCGAGGGCAUCGUUGCCAACGUGCCCAGGAUCAAGAACCUCAUCCUCGCCAAGUGCACCCGGCUCACAGACGAGUCUGUCUACAGCAUCAGCAGGCUCGGCAAAAAUCUCCACUAUCUCCAUCUCGGCCACGUGUCGAACAUCACCGAUCGAGCCGUCACCCACCUGGCCAGGUCCUGCACUCGUCUGCGGUACAUCGACCUCGCGUGCUGCCCGCACCUUACGGAUCUCAGCGUCUUUGAGCUGGCUGCCAACCUACCAAAGCUCCGGCGCAUCGGUCUGGUCAAGGUGGUCAACCUCACCGACCAGGCCAUCUACAGCCUCGUCGAUCGGCACACGAGCCUCGAGCGCAUCCACCUCUCCUACUGCGAGAACGUCAGCGUGCCGGCCAUCUUCUGGCUGCUGCAGCGCCUCAACCGGCUGACGCACCUCAGCUUGACUGGGGUGCCUGCCUUCCGCCGUCAGGAGCUCCAGGCCAUGUGCCGGCCCCCGCCCAAGGACUUUAAUGAGCAUCAACGCCAGGCAUUCUGCGUCUUCUCUGGCAAGGGCGUCAACGAGCUCCGUCGGUACCUGCAAAGGGUCUAUAGCGACGAGCAGAUGGCGGCGCAGUUCGGCCCCCUGGACUCCGACAUCCGGCGUGCGUUUACGGCCAUGGUCGAGGAGGACGGCCUCCGCUUCGGCUCCCCGACGCUCCUGCACCGCUCUCGAGCCGCCAGCGACGUCCCCGCCCGGUCGACUGGCGCGGAUCCGCACGCCGCCGGCAACGGGACAGCUGCGCGGCCAGGAGGCACUGCCAUCGCGCACCUCUCCCCGGCCGACCAGCUCUACUACCAGCAGCAGAUGCAGAUCGCCCGUUACACAAACGCCCGACGUGUCGCAGCCGGUGCCGGCGCCGACACCCAGGCCCACGCGCAGGCGCAGAUGCUGACGCCCCAUCAGCACCAGCUGCAGACCCAGCAUCAAACCCAGGAUCAGCAUCGGCAACAAAUUCGGCAAGCACUCGCACAGUACAGGGAUGGACAGCGGCCCGAGCGGGAUCCGCGCGUCGUCGCGGCGCUUGCCGAGGCGCGCAGGGAAGCGCAAGAGCGGAUGGCCGCGGGGCUGCUGCCCCAGAGGCUGGUGGACCUGCACGCCCGGCUCGCCGAUCCCGAUCGCCGCCACGGCCACCAAACAGCCUAUGGGCCUGGGCAUGCACGAGAGCAUGGUCGCGGUUCGCCGGGCCCAGACCAGGGCCAGGACCAGGGCCAAGCAGUAGGCGCAGAGGCCGCCGCCGUCGAACCGAUGGCGGAGGCGCAGGCGGUGGCGGAGCAACCUGCAGAGCCCGUCUUUCCACAGACCCAGGUCCUGGCGGGCGUCGCGACCUCGACUGAUCCGAUCGACGACGACAACGACGACAACGACAACGGCAGUGCCGCGAACGCCUCGUGGUCGCGGUCAACGGCGGGUGGGAUGCAGCAGGGCUAG
Molecule: messenger RNA, 2958 nt
Organism: Pseudozyma flocculosa PF-1
Lineage: Eukaryota; Fungi; Basidiomycota; Ustilaginomycetes; Ustilaginales; Ustilaginaceae
Exons: 3
Coding region: 1-2958 (985 amino acids)
Molecular function (GO): protein binding
Source: RefSeq, a predicted model, not a curated record